AUGGACAACACCACACCGGCCCUUCAUGAUGAAGACACUCCGGCGACGCGCUUCCUGAAGGAGCGCAACGUUGCCUAUCGCACCCAUCACUACCAGUACAUCGAAAAAGGAGGCACCAACGCGUCGUCUAACGCUCUUGGGGUGGAUGAGCACCGCGUUGUAAAGCCUUUCAUCGUGCUCAUGCACGGCGAUCAGCGCGUUGAUACCAAGGCUCUUGCCGCACACUUGGGCACCAAGCGGGCGGCGGCGGAGGAGCAUACGGGGUACCAGGUGGGCGGGACGUCGCCCUUCGGCACCAAGACGACGCUCCCCAUCUUCAUCCAACGCACCAUCGUCGAAGGCGAGCAGGCUGACAGCGACGACGAGGACCAGGCCAAGGCCAGUGCGGAGGACAAGAAGAACGAAGGCGAAGUCGGAGAGAUCUACAUCAACGGCGGCGGGCGAGGGUUCCUGGUGUCCCUCGAUGUGAAGGAUCUGGUGGCCACCCUCCAGCCCACGCUCGUUGAUGUCGCCAGCACCAAGUGGGGCUGA
Molecule: messenger RNA, 531 nt
Organism: Acanthamoeba castellanii str. Neff
Lineage: Eukaryota; Discosea; Longamoebia; Acanthamoebidae
Product: ybaK/ebsC protein
Exons: 4
Coding region: 1-531 (176 amino acids)
Molecular function (GO): aminoacyl-tRNA deacylase activity
Source: RefSeq, a predicted model, not a curated record